This is a messenger RNA of Pangasianodon hypophthalmus (striped catfish), 3813 nucleotides long. Its product is annotated as glucose-6-phosphate 1-dehydrogenase. The transcript is spliced from 15 exons. Lineage: Eukaryota; Metazoa; Chordata; Actinopteri; Siluriformes; Pangasiidae. Bases 745 to 2289 code for a protein of 514 amino acids. Gene Ontology annotation, cellular component: cytosol. Gene Ontology annotation, molecular function: NADP binding; glucose-6-phosphate dehydrogenase activity. The record is from RefSeq and is a predicted model, not a curated record. Gene Ontology annotation, biological process: glucose metabolic process; pentose-phosphate shunt, oxidative branch.
CCAAACACUCUCCACAGACACCAAUGUUCUGUGCUAUUUUCUUUCCAACUUUAUUUUCUUCGUAAUGUCUCUAUAGACAUUUAAUGAGAGGUUGUAUAUGACAGGAUAAGAUGAAAACACAGUUUUACGUUUUUAUUCCUUUUUUCGAGUCAAGCAGUAGCCUAUAUAGGAACUAAAAUCACUUGGGAACUAAAGUUGUGAGAAGGGGGGAAUGAAAAAAAUGUUGUACCACGCGCGCCACACGAUUGGUCCGAGGAAUCAUACGAGCCAAUCGUUUGGAUUUGUCGCUGUAGACGUCAUAGCUAAUUUGCAUAAAGUUGAUAAAAGUUCAACUUGCUUUGUCGCGCGCGUACAUCGAAACCGUAUGGCCUGCUGUCACUGUGUAGCUCGCUAAUGUGAACGCGCUUUUAAGUUGGCAGCACUGACCCCACCACAGGGCGAGCUCGGGAGUGGCCACGCCCCCAAAAUAAUCUCAUUGGCUCACAGCUGUAUGGGGCUUGAGCUUGACUUCCGGGGCUUUUUGUUUUUACGUUUGGCUGACAGUGGUGGGGAUUUACUAAUUCUGUCUGCCGAUUGUGCAUCUAUUCCUACUGCUGUAUCAUCGCAGAAGUUUAUCCUUGAACGCCUAAAUAAGUUGCAUAACUAAAGAAAUAGCAUGGUGGGCUUUUCUGGCUUCACCAAUCUCUCAAGAUUUGUCCAUGCAAAAGUAAUCACAACUGAAAGAAGUUCAGUUUAAUAGAGAAGAUGAGCAUGCUGCCCCUCUCUCGCUCUGAAGUGUUCGGGGAGCUGAGGAAAGAGCUGCAUCAGGAUAAAGAGUUUCACCAGUGCGAUGUCCAUAUCUUCAUCAUUUUGGGCGCAUCAGGAGAUCUGGCCAAAAAGAAGAUUUAUCCAACUCUGUGGUGGUUAUUCAGGGAUGGACUUCUUCCUGAACAGACCUUCUUUGUCGGCUUUGCCCGCUCUGACCUGACUGUGGAUGCCAUUCGGAGAGCCUGUCUGCCCCACAUGAAGGUGGCAGACACUGAAGCAGACCGUGUCUCUGCUUUCUUCAGCCGUAACUCCUACAUAAGUGGGAAGUAUGAUGAUGAGCGUGCUUUCUCCAACCUGCAUUCUCACCUGUUGUCUCUGCCUGGUGGUGCUGGGGCCAACCGCCUCUUCUACCUGGCCCUGCCACCCAGCGUUUACCAUGAUGUCACCAAGAACAUCCGACACCACUGUCUUAGCACCAAGGGAUGGAACCGAGUGAUUGUUGAAAAGCCAUUUGGCCGUGACCUGCAGAGCUCAGAGGAACUGUCCAAUCAUCUUUCCUCUCUCUUCACUGAGGACCAAAUCUACCGCAUAGACCAUUACCUUGGCAAGGAGAUGGUGCAGAACCUCAUGGUCCUAAGGUUUGGAAAUAGAAUAUUUGGGCCCAUAUGGAACCGGGACAGUGUUGCUUGUGUGGUUCUGACCUUUAAAGAGCCCUUUGGAACCCAGGGCAGAGGUGGCUACUUUGAUGAUUUUGGCAUCAUUCGCGAUGUCAUGCAGAAUCACCUUCUGCAGAUGCUGUGUCUGGUUGCCAUGGAGAAACCUGCCUCCACCAGCUCAGAUGAUGUACGAGAUGAGAAGGUAAAGGUGCUGAAGUGCAUUGCUCCUGUCACUCUCUCAGAUGUAGUUUUGGGCCAGUAUGUAGGAGAUCCAGAGGGUGAGGGAGAUGCUAAGCUGGGCUACCUAGAUGACCCUACUGUCCCUAAAGGAUCUACACAGGCUACGUUUGCUACAGCUGUACUCUAUGUAAGGAAUGAACGCUGGGAUGGUGUUCCAUUCAUACUGAGAUGUGGGAAGGCACUGAAUGAGCGGAAGGCAGAAGUGAGGCUGCAGUUUAUGGAUGUACCAGGUGACAUCUUCAAUUCACAGUGCCGUAGGAACGAGCUGGUGGUGCGUGUCCAGCCCAACGAGGCUAUCUAUGCCAAGAUGAUGAGCAAGAAGCCUGGAGUCUAUUUCAGCCCCGAGGAAACAGAGCUGGACCUGACCUACCGUAGCAGAUACAAGGAUGUCAAUCUUCCAGAUGCAUAUGAGCGUCUGAUUCUGGAUGUCUUCUGUGGCAGUCAGAUGCACUUUGUGCGCAGUGAUGAAUUGAGGGAAGCCUGGAGGAUCUUCACCCCACUUCUUCAUCAGAUAGAACAAGAGAAGAUCGUUCCCCUUAAAUAUAAAUAUGGAAGUCGUGGACCUCCUGAGGCAGAUGAAUUGGCGCAGAAGGUGGGCUUCCGUUAUGAAGGAACAUACAAAUGGGUCAAUCCCCACAAACUCUGAACAAAGUAGAGACAGUUUGCGUGUGUGUGUGUCGGUUUGUAUGCAGACCAAAAGAAUUUACCAGAUACCAGCCAUAUAACUAAUUUACUUUACUUUUUUUUCAUAGCAGGCCUAGAUACUGUAUGCAUAUAAUAGUCAUAUGUAGUCUACUGUAACUAAUUACUCUGAUAAAGAGUCACCUGUCAUUCCUUCUGUUUCAUUCCUAUUGUAUAGAUUUUGAAGGUGGUGAACUGUUCUUAACAUUUGCUUUCCUUUCUCUUUUUCCUCUUUUAUAUAUUAUCUAAGCUAUAAUUGAAUAAAGAAAUGUAUGUCACUGCUGGCAAAUAAGAGACCACAUAAUCACUGAUACUGAAUUUGAAGUUUUUUUUUUUUUUUUUUUUUUCUUGCACUGUUUAAUGGCUUAAGUGUUCAGUGGGUAGGGGCUUUCUAAUGUUAAUGUAAAAGCCAUGAGUCUAUUUCAUUUAGUACAUGAUACAUAUGAAUGAUUUCAACAAAUAUAUAGUAUGUACACUAUAAUGCCAAAAGUAUGUGGACACCUGGCCAUUACACCCAUUACACUGCCCAUUCAGUCACAAGAGGAUUACUGAGGUCGGACAUUGAUGUCAAGUGAGAAGGCCAGUGGGGUUGAGGUCGGGACUCAGGCCACUCGAGUUCUUCCACACCGACUUUGGCAUGUCUAUAUGGAGCUCACUUUGUGCACAGGGGCAUUGUCAUGAUGAAACAGGUUUGGGCCCUUUAAUUCCAGUGAAGGGAAAUAUUAAAGCUGCAGCAUACAAAGACAUUCUAGACAAUUGUGUGCUUCCAAUUUUGUGACAGCAGUUUGGGGAAGAGCCACAUAUGGAUGUGAUGGGCAGGUGUCCACAUACGUUUGGCCGUAUAGUGUGUAUUAAACAGAUUUUCAGCCACAGGAUCACAGAUAACAAAACCAUAUGUCAUUUCCCUUAAGUUGGGGUGCUAAACUUCCAUUCUGAGUUUUGCACUGCCCCCUGUGACAUUGCAUACAUGAUGUCAUGUGAUGUUUAAUUACAUAUUGUCAGUACUAAGGCUUAUUAAGACUUCUUAUUGAUUACAAUACUUUUUUAAGUUUACAGUGAAUUUGAUGAUAAAUGUUCUUAAAAUCUUUUUCAAAAUAAAAAGCAAUUGACCUAUGAUUUUUUUUUUUAAACCAAAAAAACAUGGAUGUUAUUCAGAAUUGAAUGUUUUCAUGGAUAUCUGGAAAAACUUGUGUCUUAACACCUAGUGUCAGCUGAGCUGUGUAUAGCUCGUUUAAUUAUAAUGAGCUGUAUGUUUCUGGAAUUUGUUACAUAUUUAUUAAUGGAAAAAAAGACCAACUUUAUACAUGGAAAACAUUCUGUUCUUUGUUUUUUUUUUUUUUUUAAAAUUGGUACAUAUUUGCUCGAGGAGGUCUUUGAAUUGCUGUGUUCAUGAGAUUCCGUUACUGUUUUCAUAAAAAAAUGCAUUAUAACAAGUUUAUGAUUGAAUAUGCUUAUACAUCCAAUAAAAUACUUGUUUUUUCAUGUAAAA